AUGCUUACGGUUUGCAAUAAGGAAGACUGUCUUUUUCACCACAAACUUUUGGAAAACCAUCGUGACGUGUAUUACUCCACCAAGCAUGACAUACUGCUUAACCUGGAUGGGGUGAAACAGGUGUUCAUAGCGGGACAAAACCUCCCACAGUCCUCUCUCUUCUUAUCCGAGAAGAACACUGUUCCACUGGAGCGCCUGCAGCACCGGGAGAGGAGAAACCGACAGGUGAAUCCAUCAGACCCGCUGAACGCACUCCGGUACGCAGAGGCGUCAGACUCCAGAGCUGCUCAGGAUGAUGAUGGGGACUUGGACUUUGAGCCGUCAGAGGGUCGAAACAUCUCCAGGGAAACUCUGGUUUCCCCUUCCGAUGAUGACCCGUGGGAUCUUCUUCACGACUCGAGCCCCGGCAGUCCCCGGAUUUCAGCAGUUGUAGGAUAAAGUUACAGAUCCUCCAUGGCUUGACUGUUGAACCGCCGCUGCUUUGCGCAAAGUCGAUGCGCCAGCGUUAAAUCGUCAUAAAUAGCCUAAGUGUUUUUAAGGACAUAUAUUUAAAAUCAAUUUCACGUGUGCAUUCUUAAAAGUAAAGGUUCCAAA
Molecule: messenger RNA, 594 nt
Organism: Sinocyclocheilus anshuiensis
Lineage: Eukaryota; Metazoa; Chordata; Actinopteri; Cypriniformes; Cyprinidae
Product: fibroblast growth factor 23-like
Exons: 2
Coding region: 1-438 (145 amino acids)
Source: RefSeq, a predicted model, not a curated record